Messenger RNA from Sus scrofa (pig), 6641 nucleotides. It is a transcript of the gene ZNF382, whose product is annotated as zinc finger protein 382. NCBI's taxonomy places the organism in Eukaryota, Metazoa, Chordata, Mammalia, Artiodactyla, Suidae. Gene Ontology annotation, molecular function: RNA polymerase II cis-regulatory region sequence-specific DNA binding; DNA-binding transcription activator activity, RNA polymerase II-specific. Gene Ontology annotation, biological process: regulation of transcription by RNA polymerase II. The record is from RefSeq and is a predicted model, not a curated record. Gene Ontology annotation, cellular component: nucleus.
GAAAUAGAAAAAAAAAAAAAAAAAAAAGACAAAUUAAACAGUGUUUGGUCCAUGGUAAAGGCUUAAUAAAUGUGGCUUUAUCACACUGUCUUUAUUGAAUGGCCAGUUAAUGUACCAUAUUGGAGUAUUGGAUAUAACCUUUGAAAAAUGGGUAAGAAAUGCCAUUAUAAUAAUUAAACUGAUUUAUAAUUUAGCAAUUUCUUGAGUUUUUUGUUCAUAAACAUUAAUACUGCAUAGCAUUAUAUAUUCUUAUAUUAGAACCUCAUCUAUAUAAUACUAACCACUGGAAUAUAAUGUGAUUAACUUUAUAUUUACAUGAUACUGUAAAUCAUUUUGGGACCAAUGUUCCUUAAUGUUCACUUCUAGGUAUAAAUUAAUGGUUCUGGCUCUAUGGUUCAAAAUCUGUUUGGAUCCUGUACACCUUUGAGCAUCUCAAAAUUAUAGAUUUUUUCCCAAGAAAAGUAUGCAUUAAUAAAUAUAUAGGAGUUCCCUGGUGGCUCUGUAGGUCAAGGACCCAGCAUUGUCACUGCUGUGGCUUGGGUUCAUUCCCUGGCCCUGGAACUUCUGCAUGCUUGAGUGAGGCCAAAUAAAUAAAUAUAUAAAUAGACAAUAAUUUGGUAUAUAAUUCUAAGAUAAAUUAUUUAAGGUGAAGGAUACCUGUUCUAGACCAUCUAAGCAUAUGGCUCACUUUCUUACUUACAAGUGCCCAUUACAAUUAACUUCGUAUUUUCAUUGCUCCUUACAUAUGAAUGUGGAAUGACUUAGGAUAUCCACACAAUAAUAACAGGUUUGGGGGAUUUUUUGUCUCUCUCUUUUUUUUUUUUUUUUUAGGGCUGCACCCAAGGGAUAAUGGAGGUUCCCAGGCUAGGGGUCGAAUCAGAGCUGUAGCUGCUGACCUAUGCCACAGCUCACAACAAUGCCAGAUCCUUAAUCCACUGAGCGAGGCCAGGGAUUGAACCUGUGUCAUCAUGGUUACUAGUCAGAUUUGUUUCUGCUAAGCCCUGACGGGAACUCCAGGUUUUUAAUUUAAGCACUUCUUAUUGUCAGCCACUGUUCUAAUGCUGAUAAUAGUAAGUCUCCUAAUCCUCAUAAAAUCCCUUUGAGAUUAAUACUAUUAUUUGCAUUUUUCAAACAAUAAACUCUGAAAUAGAAAGAUAUUGAAUAUAUUGCCCAAGCUUAUGAAUACUUACGAGACCAAGAUUUUAAUUCAGACACUCUAGAUUAUGGGUCAGCAAAUUUUUCUAUAAAGGACCAGACAGUAAAUAUGUUAGGCUUUGUGGGCCAAAAGACAAAAUCAAGGAUAUUAUGUAGGUACAAAUAUAAUGAGAGAAAACAAAUUUCCACAAAAUUUUUAUUGACAAAAUUCAAAACUUUACUUAUGAACUCUGAAUUUUAAUUUCAUAUAAUUUUCACACAUCAUGAAAUAUUGUUCUCCUUUUGAUAGGCUGUCAAUUAUAGAAAAAUGUUAAAGCCAGUCUUAGUUCACAAACCAUAAAGAAAAUAGGCUCUAAGCUGAAUUUGGCCUGCAGGAUCAUGGCUUUGUUGACCUCUGCUCAAGACUCAAGAGACCAUCAUACACUACUGACCCUCAGUGUACACCAGCAUGUGACUCGAAAAAAAAAACUGAUGCUGCCAAAUCUUAUACAAGAACUGGUUGGUACCACAUAAAUCUUCUCAUUCUUUGAGAAAAAAAUUCUGCCCUUCUUGAAAGAGAUGUCGCUGUAUAUACCUCCCAAUAAUAUUCUGACCCUUAAAGGCCUCUAAAACAGAAGGCUGUUUUUACUGAAGACUAUUACUGAAAUCAGUCAAACCUUAUCCUACCUUGCCAUAUUUCCACUCAUGUCUUUGAAGAAAAACUGAAGUAUCUGAUGUGUAAUUCUCACUGGUCUCUUCCUUAACAAAUCACCAUGUAAAGGGGAAUUGUUUUUUGUGUCAUGAGACUGCUUAAACAAAAAGAACCCAAGGCACAGGUGUUGCCAAGUGGUUAUAGAAAAUUUAACUGUAGGAAGGGCAUUUGAUGAGGAGCUGGGAAAAAAGGGGAUCCAUCCUUAUGUUACGGUCAUCAACUAAGGAGAGGAGGCCUAGAGACCAGGUAAAUGGAUUAGCUGCUGUUUGACAGGGCAUUUAAAAUGAAGUUAUUCUAUAUCCCAAAAAACAAAAAUUCACUCCAUGAAACAGAAAGCUCAAAAUGAUCUCUAGAUUGGCUUUGAGAUGUACAACUGCAACACUUUUCUCCUUUCGUGGCUAUUUUGGAAUACAGCAAAACUUAGAAAGAAGAGGGAAUCAUGACAUAGCAGGUCUUUCAUACCCAGGCUAAGUAAGAACACAUUCUUCAUCAUUAGCAAACCUCCAUCAUCCAUGUUAAAAAUACCCAAUGGAAGUAUGAGAAAAACAGGAGUACUGUUGAUCCUUCCCUGCAUCAUAAAAGUCAGGUUCAUUGAAGCCUAGGACUGGAAUCUGUUUCUAUGUUCCCAGCAGUUUUCUGUCCACAGAGCAAUGAAAAUGCUGUAGAUCUGCGAUAUGCAGAUUGCCCCCAAAAAGCUUCAGGAAGAAACUCUGGAGGAAGGAAUCCUACUCUUGGUGCCUUAAUAUUACGUCUUCCCAAGACCUGGGGUGGGGGGUGGGGGCAAUUCCAACUCUAAAAUCACCAUAAUGGACCCAGAGCUGUGCUUUUUUUUUUUUAGUUGGAACUAAAAAAGUCUCAAAAAGUCAGUUUCCCUUUAACAGCCAUUUUUGUGCAAAUAACAUUUCCAUGCAGUGUGGCUAUAAGGUGAAAAGACAGAGGAAGUGAAAGAAAAUUCAGUGCAACAAAUUCCGAGAAACCAUAGGAUUUACAGUUAACUCCAGAACAAGUUACAUUUAAUAUACUGCCUGCCUACUGUGCCUUAAGCACUAGGCUAGACAAUAGACACAGGUUGCAAUGAUGAAGGCAGCAAGGGCCCUGUUUUAGAACUGGGAGCAUCUGUGGUUACAGGGGCCUCAGAGUCUUUCACAGGCACAGACUGAGUCACGCAGGGUUCUCGUGCAGCGAUUCCUCCACAAUAGAAAAGCAAAAAUGAAGCUCUACCCUCCUAAAAGUAAACAAAAGCCACACUACGCCAGUUUUGGUCACUCUCCAGUCGGUCACAAUAGUGCUGUCACAGGAUCACUUGGUCACAGUAUUAAAACCUCACAGUCGCCAAUCAGGGUCAUUAACGCCCCGCCCCCACUCGUAGUCCUAGGAGCCUCAUCUGCACCUGAACCUGCCCCCACUCACAUGCAUACACGCCCGCUCGCGCUCUGACAUAGACUCAUAAUUACAUCUUACACUCACAAUCACACACACACACCACAAACACCUUUCUCAGCACCUGAUCCACACAAACCGGUGGCUGCUUCCUCCUCCAGACGCCACCGAGCCUGGGAAACUCCAGGCCUCCUGCAAUGAGCGCCUCCCGCCCCACGGCCCAGGUCACCUCAACUCACCAUGUGGAAAACUAUAACCGCAAGGCUAGUGGAAAAUGAACCACAGCCUGAAGCUCAUGAGUCCCCCCAGGACCUGCGGGAAACGAAGUCCAAACCGGAAAAGCGCGGACACAGACGCAAACUGACCCGAGCGCCCGCAGCCGGGAGAGCUCGGUCGCGCACCCCGCAGCCCCGUGGACUCCUGGGAGCUCCGGCCCGCACGGGAGUGCGCAGGCGCAGACGGCUGAGCCUGGGCUCGGGUGAGGUUGGACUCUUCCCUUUUCCAAAAGAAGAGCUCAAAAGAGAAGGUUCAACUCUUGCAAAUCUCAAAGCCAUGCCUCAGGGAUCAGUAUCAUUCAAGGAUGUGACUGUGGACUUCACCCAGGAGGAGUGGCAGCAACUGGACCCUGCUCAGAAGGCUCUCUACAGGGAUGUUAUGUUGGAAAACUAUUGUCACCUCAUCUCUGUGGGAUUUCACAUGACUAAGCCUGACAUGAUCCGCAAGUUGGAACAAGGAAAAGAACUAUGGACAACAGAGAAGAUUUUUCCAAGUCAGAGUUAUCCAGAAGAAGAUGGGACAGCUGAAGAUAUUUUAGUGAAGUUCAAAGAAUACCAAGACAGACAUUCUAGAUCAGUUGUAUUCAUCAACCACAAAAAACUAAUGAAAGAGAGAAGUAAUAUUUUUGGGAAAACAUUUACUGUCAACAAGAACCAUAUUAUUUCAAAAACAACACUACAUGAAUAUAAACCUGAUGGAAAGGUUUUUAAAAAUAUUUCAGAAUUAGUCAUUAGAAAUAUAAGUCCUGUAAGAGAGAAAUUUGUUGAGAGUAAUGGAUGGGAGAAAUCACUCCUUAAUACAAAACAUGAGAAAAUUCAUACUGCAGUGAAUCUCUGUAAACAAACAGAAAGGAGUCUGAGUAGUAAACAAGAGCUUAUUCAACAUCAGAAAGUUCAAACUCCAGAGCAAUCAUUUGAACAUAAUGAAUAUGAAAAACCCUUCCUUAUGAAAGGAAUGUUAUUUACACCUACUAGAGCUCACAAAGGAGAAAGACCCUUUGAAUACAAUAAAGACGGAAAAGCCUUCAUUGAAAAGUCAAAUGUCAGUGUCCACCAACAAAAUCUUAUGGAGAAGAAGCACUCAUACAGCAAAUAUGGGAAAUUCCUUUGUAGGAAGUCCAUUUUUAUCAUGCAUCAGAGAUCUCCAACAGAAGAGAAACCCUUUCAGUGUCCUUACUGUGGGAAUAAAUUUAGAAGGAAGUCAUAUCUCAUUGAACAUCAGCGAAUUCACACAGGUGAGAAACCAUAUGUUUGCAGUCAGUGUGGAAAAGCCUUCCGUCAAAAGACAGCCCUCACUCUUCACGAGAAAACACAUAUAGAGGGGAAACCCUACCUUUGUAUGGAUUGUGGGAAGUCCUUCCGCCAGAAGGCAACACUUACUAGACAUCACAAGACACAUACUGGAGAGAAGGCCUAUGAAUGUACUCAAUGUGGAAGUGCUUUUAGAAAGAAGUCAUACCUCAUUGAUCAUCAGAGAACACACACAGGAGAAAAACCAUAUCAAUGUAAUGAAUGUGGGAAGGCAUUUAUCCAGAAGACAACCCUCACUGUACAUCAGAGAACUCACACGGGAGAGAAGCCCUAUAUUUGCAGUGAAUGUGGGAAGUCCUUCUGCCAAAAGACAACCCUCACUCUCCAUCAAAGAAUUCACACGGGGGAAAAACCUUAUAUUUGCAAUGAAUGCGGCAAGUCCUUCCGCCAGAAGGCAAUACUAACUGUUCAUCAGAGAAUACAUACAGGAGAGAAAUCCAAUGGAUGCCCUCAGUGUGGGAAAGCCUUUAGUAGGAAAUCAAACCUCAUUCGCCAUCAGAAAACUCACACAGGAGAAAAACCAUAUGAAUGUAAAGAAUGUGGGAAGUUCUUCAGUUGUAAGUCAAACCUCAUUGUCCAUCAGAAAACUCACAAAAUAGAAACUGUGGGAAUUCACUAAGAGAUAGGACUUUUUGGGUGAAAACUUCUUAAGUCAUAGUAAACCCUGAACAUGAUGUUGCUUGCAAGUAUAAUAAUAUUAAACAGUUUAAGGUACUAUACCACAUAUUUACCUACUAUUUGCUAGUCUAUAAAACACACAGAAAGAAUGGCUAGACAAAUGAAAUGACAAAAGUCAUUGAAAAUACAAGCUUAAAUUUUUUGUUAGAUUCACCAUACAUAAACUUCCUCUAUCAAGUUGCUAUAAACAUUUAAAACUGGCUUAUUUUCAAUUUUGAUACAUAACUUCUUGUGACCCAGUAAUAAACAGUAAGCUGCCUGGCAGUGGUCCAUGGACAACACUGUGAAAAGAGGUGCUUUAAAAGAAAAGAGGUGUAACUAUUUCUCAUUGCAACUAUGGAAUAAAAAUUAGUUGUCACUUCUCAGAGUUAACUGCAAUUCUAAAUUCCAACAUUAUAAAUCCAUUUUUGCAUAUUAUAAACACUUUAUAAAUUAUACAUCAUGUAUUCGUUCACAUAUGGCUUGUUUCAUCCAUCACUAUGUCUCUAAACCUCAUCAUUAGUGCAUGUGGCAGAAGUUUAUUUAUUUUCAGUCUGUAUAAAAUUCCAUUAUAUGAUUAUAUUACAAUUUAUCCAAACUACUGUUGAUGGACUUUUUCAUUGCUUACAGCAUAGGGUCAUAAUAAAUAAUGCCUCUAUGAACAUAUUUGUAUUUUAGUAUACACAUAUUCAUUUCUCUUGUGUAUAUACUUGAGAGUGGAAUUGCUCGGUCCUGAGGUAUAUGUAUGUUGGUACUAUCAAACAACUCAGAACUUUCACAACAUGAGAUAAUUCACUCUGACAGAAAAACAGCUAUAAAUAUCAAUAUGGUGAUGGUUCAAACAAGAGCAUUCAUACUAAAGGGAAACUCUAUGAAUGUUGUGAAACCUGGGAAUCCAAAUGCAAUGAAUGUCCAAAGUCUUUUCAGCCACAGCUCAGAUCUUAACAUAAUACUAGACACAUAAAUGUGAGAUUGCCUUUAGCAAUAAGAAUACCUGUUCGAAAUCAAAGUUGUGCUGGAAAAAGGAAGGCACCUAUCAUUUUCCUUGCUCAGCAUGAGGGAAUUCUAACUGUAUAAAAUACUGUGAGUAUAAUGAAGGGGGCAGGAGAUAACCUUUUCCCAUGGUUUGUAUCUUACUCAUCUCAUUAUAUUAAAAAAUGAUGAAGUUCUAA